Molecule: messenger RNA, 1341 nt
Organism: Sordaria macrospora k-hell
Lineage: Eukaryota; Fungi; Ascomycota; Sordariomycetes; Sordariales; Sordariaceae
Biological process (GO): ribosomal small subunit biogenesis; maturation of SSU-rRNA
Cellular component (GO): preribosome, small subunit precursor
Molecular function (GO): RNA endonuclease activity
Source: RefSeq, a predicted model, not a curated record
AUGGAUACUCCCGUCGCCGAACACGCGGCGCAAAGCCCGAACCCCGCCCCCACCACCACAGCGCCUGCAUCCGCGCCCGCUGCCACUGCCGCUGCCGCUACCUCGACGACCACCAAGCCCGUCCACUCGCUCGUCAUCGACGCCAACGUCAUCAUCAAGAACGACCCCAGCGUUUCUACCCUUAUCGCCCAGGCCGAGGAGCUUUACACCAUUCCCUCGGUAGUAUCAGAAAUCCGCGAUGAGGCCGCCCGACUCCGAUUCCAAACCACCCUCAUGCCCUUCCUCAAGUUCCGCACCCCCCGCCCGGAAUCUAUCAAGUUCGUCACCGAUUUCGCCCGCCGCACCGGUGACCUUAUGGUCCUCUCCAAGCCCGAUAUCCACCUGAUCGCUUUGACGUACGAUCUCGAGUGCGAGAGGAAUGGUGGUGAUUGGCGGUUGAGGAAAGAGCCUAGUCAGAAGAGCGUUAAUGGUGCGCCGCCUGCUAAGGAAGGUGAGACAACAACCGAAGGACAGACUGAGGCUGCUACUGCUCCCGUAACGGAGGAGAAGGCUGCCGAGGAGAAGACCGAGGAGGUCAAGCAGGUGGAGGAACAGCUUGAGAAGUUGGAUAUCGGAAGCCAAGAGCAGGAGACGACACCUGCUCCUGAGGAGGACGAGGAGGAGGAGGAAGAGGAGAACGAUGGUGAAGCCUCUGACGACGAUGGCGAAUGGAUCACCCCCACAAACAUUAAAAAGGUCCAAGCCCGCGAAUCCACCCAAAUCGCCCCCGAGCCACUCCAAAAGACGCUCCAAGCAGCCCUCAUCACCUCCGACAUGGCCAUGCGCAACGUCUCCCUCCGCAUCAACCUAAACCUGCUCGACUCCUCCUUUGCGCGCAUCACCGUUCUCAAGACCUGGGUUCUCCGCUGCCACGGCUGCUGGAAAGUCUGCAAAGACACCACCAAGCAAUUCUGCCCUUCGUGCGGCCAGCCCACUUUGACCCGGGUAUCCUGCACGACCGACGCCGCAGGCAACUUUACUCUGCACCUGAAGAAGAACUUCCAGUUUAAUAACCGGGGCAACGUCUACAGCAUUCCUAAGCCGACGCACGGUACCGCGAGUGGAAAGAACCAGAAUGUGAAGGGCGGUGGAAAGGGUGGUUGGGGCAAGGAGUUGAUUCUCGCCGAGGAUCAGAAGGAGUAUAUCAAGAGGGCGGAGGAGGAGAAGAGGACGAGGUAUAGGGAUUUGAUGGAUGAUGAUUAUUUGCCGGGUAUUCUUACCGGACAUAGGCAGGGUGGUACGGGGAAUAAUAGGAUUAAGGUGGGUGCGGGGAGGAAUGUUAAUGCUAAGAAGAGGAGGUGA